AUGAAGAGUCGGAAGGUCGGAGGUUUUAAUAGUGGGAAGGUCGGAGGGUUGAAGAGGAGGAACGUCCUAGGGUUGAAGAGUCAGAAGGUUGGAGGGUUGAAGAAUCGGAAGGUCGGUGGGCUGAGGAGUUGGAAGGUCCGAGGGUUAAAGAGUCGGAAGGUCGGAGGGUUGAAGAGUCGGAACAUCGGAGGGAUAAAGAGUGGAACGGUCGGAGGGUUCAAGAGUAGGAAGGUCGGAGGGUUGAAGAAUCGGAAGGUCGGAGGGCUGAAGAGUCGGAAGGUCCUAGGGUUUAAGAGUCGCAAGGUCGGAGGGUUGAAGAGUCGGGAGGUCGGGGGGGUUGAAAAGUUAGAAGGUCGAAGGGGUUGA
This is a messenger RNA of Procambarus clarkii (red swamp crayfish), 366 nucleotides long. NCBI's taxonomy places the organism in Eukaryota, Metazoa, Arthropoda, Malacostraca, Decapoda, Cambaridae. The record is from RefSeq and is a predicted model, not a curated record.